ACAGACGCUAAGAGCUACUUGCUAAAAACGAAACCUAACUGCGGAAGAGGGGAAGAAAGAAAACAAAACACUUGACUGCUUUAAAUUGAGAAUUUCGCUCUGUUGUGAGAAAUUGCGAGAAACGCUGACUGUGUCAACAGCUGAACCGACUGCGUAUUUUUGUGUGCGAGGCGGGCCUUUUCGUGCCAACAACACCUGAGCCAGUUUCACAGCUCGACCUAGCCAAUGUGUCAUUUAUUUACCUACUUUUCAAAGAGCAUGUCCUCUUUGAGAUCUUUCUCCUUUUUCGCCUAGUCGAGAAUGGAGAACAUCCACAGCUGGAGGGGACGUGUUGUGCUGGAAUGGAGAACGUCACAUCUGCCCGUCGCUGAUUGGUCCACUCAGCUGCCUGUUUGCUGUGGCUUGCUCCGCCCUGGGAAUUUGAUCCGCCGGAAGGUCGCCAGACUCAAUCGCUGGAACAGCGACUGUAGCGGCGGUUGCAGCGACUCAACAUUGACGCUGUUCUCCCGCGAUGGCCCACUUCGAUACAGAGUACCAGCGCUUGGAGGCCUCAUACAGCGACUCCCCGCCAGGCGAGGAGAACCUGCUGAUGCACGUCACAGAAGGCACUAAAUCUCACUGGCACCACAUUGAGAACCUGGACUUGUUCUUCCAGCGAGUUUAUAAUUUGCAUCAGAAGAAUGGUUUCACGUGUAUGCUCUUGGGAGAGAUCUUCGAGCUGGUUCAGUUGCUGUUCGUGGUGGGCUUUACAGUGUUCCUCGCCAACUGCGUGGACUACGACAUCCUUUUCGCCAACAAGUUUGUGAACCACACAGAUUCGUCCAAGGUCACUUUGCCCGAUGCUUUUGUGCCCUUGGACGUCUGCAGCGCACGAAUUGGAGACAAUGCAUUUGUCAUGUUUGUGCUGAUAAUCUCUGGGGUGUUUUGGCUUCAUCGCCUGGUGAAAUUCAUCUACAACGUCUGCUGCUACUGGGAGAUCCGAUCCUUCUAUAUAAAUGCACUGAAGAUGACAAUGUCGGAGCUUCCGUAUGCAACAUGGCAGGAGGUUCAGGCCAGGAUAGUAGAGAUCCAAAAGGAACACCAGAUCUGCAUUCAUAAGAAAGAGCUGACCGAGCUUGACAUUUACCACCGCAUCCUCCGCUUCAAAAAUUACAUGGUUGCCAUGGUGAACAAAUCUCUGCUUCCUGUGCGCUUUCAACUUCCUCUACUGGGAGAUGUUGUGUUCUUUACGCGGGGCCUCAAGUACAAUUUCGAACUCAUCUUCUUUUGGGGACCAGGCUCGUUGUUUGAGAAUGAAUGGAGUCUAAAGUCUGAGUACAAGCGAGGAGGAAACCGCCUGGAGUUGGCCGACAGAUUGGCGUCACGUAUACUGUGGAUUGGAGUUGCCAAUCUCCUCUUGUGUCCCGUCAUCCUAGUGUGGCAGAUUCUCUACGCUUUCUUUAGCUACACAGAGGUGAUCAAGCGAGAGCCAGGUUCUCUCGGAGCUCGAUGCUGGUCUUUGUACGGUCGAUGUUACCUGCGCCACUUCAAUGAAUUGGAUCACGAGCUCAUGUCCAGACUCAGCAAAGGCUACAAGGCCGCUUCCAAGUACAUGAAUUGUUUCCUAUCUCCUCUCCUGACCGUGGUGGCAAAAAAUGUGGCCUUUUUUGCCGGCUCCCUCCUGGCUGUCCUAAUUGCGUUGACCAUCUAUGACGAGGACGUGCUCGCUGUUGAGCACGUCUUGUCGUCGAUCACGUUGCUGGGAGUGUGCAUCACGGUCUGCAGGUCAUUUAUCCCUGAUAAGCAUAUGGUGUUUUGUCCCGAGCAGCUUUUGCGUGUCAUCCUGGCUCAUAUACAUUAUAUGCCUGACCACUGGCAGGGCAACGCUCACAGAUAUGAGACUCGAGACCAGUUUUCGCAGGUCUUCCAGUACAAAGCUGUGUUUAUCCUAGAGGAGCUGCUGAGUCCAGUCGUCACACCUAUCAUCCUCAUCUUCUGCCUGAGAAGAAAAUCGCUGGAGAUUAUUGACUUUUUUAGGAAUUUUACAGUGGAGGUAGUGGGUGUGGGAGACACUUGCUCCUUUGCCCAGAUGGACAUAAGACAACAUGGGCACCCUGCGUGGAUGUCUGAGGGCAAGACUGAGGCAUCCAUUUACCAGCAGGCGGAGGACGGAAAGACUGAGUUGUCACUGAUGCACUUUGCCAUCACAAACCCGCAGUGGCAGCCUCCCCGUGAGACCACACACUUCAUCAGCCAGCUGAAGGAAAGAGUUCAGCGAGAGGCCACCGGAGCUUCCUCAGACACUCAUCCGCUUUCUGAAUCUGAGCCGAGGAGCCUGAUUGCCAAUCUGCUGGUGGCGCCGUCCACUGUGGCCUCUGUUCAUUUUGCCCGGGAUGGUUCAUUGAGUGGUAACGCGCUGGCAGCCAGCGACGCGGUCGCGGCCUUGCGCUCCCUUUCCCCGAUAAGCAGCAGUCUUCACCUAAGAGGCAGCUUCAGUGCAGCUUACAGGACUGCCGGCCCCACCUCUGCACUGAGCAGGACCAUGACUGGCUCUGGGUUAGAUGCCCGAACCGUGAGUUCCGGCAGCAGUGCGUGGGAGGCUCAACUCACCAGUUUGGUCUUGUCAGAGUACGCCUCCACAGAGAUGAGCAUCCAUGCACUUUAUAUACACGAACUACACAAACAGCAGUCCCGUGGCGACGCGCUCUCCCGCCACACAUGGCAUAGGCAGGAGAGCGAUGAGAGCAGCGACAGCGUCCUGGAUGAAGUGAAAAGCGUUUCUGGCUCCCGCUAUAAAAACUUCCCUCGCUCGCACACCUUCCCCACCUCGGUGCCCAGUCCCAUUGCCAUCCCCUCUUCGGCUUCUGAAGGCGCUGCCGCCAGCCUGGAGGGGGCGUCAACGCAACAGAGUGGCGACCGGUGCCCACACAGCGAUGCUUUAGGUGCAGGGGGAAAGGUGACGAGGUCUGCCCGUGUGCCGAUGGGCGGCUGGGCAGAAGAACCGUAUCAGUCGGCACCACGCCGCCACGAGUCACUCCCAGAGGAGAGUUCUGAGGACGAGUUACCGCCGCACAUACACAAGGUUUGUUAGCUAAUACAUCGGCUCAACCAGUGGGUUUAUUCCCUUCAGAGACACCUGAAGACACUAGCCCUGGCUGGACCUUUUUCCUGGACUCUGAUACAAAGAAGAAUGUAGCAGAGCUGACCCUGAAAUAAUCAUUGGGGCUUAUUUUUUUUCUAAAAAUGAUCGCAGCGGGCUGGAUAACUGAUUAAUGAUACUGCUUUGGUUUUACGGUGCAGUCUUUGAGACACUAAAGGGAAAUUCAAAAGCGAGAUUUGUCUUUAAAGAGCGGAAAUAGGCGACACACAAAAGAUUAGGGGCUAUUCACAUUUCUGGUAAGAUUUGAGGAUGAACCUGCAAUGCAUGCUAACCUCUAUUAAUAAGAUUAGUUAUUUGACUUGUCUUAAAAAAAAUACACGUUCAUCUGUUUAACAUUUUAGUCACUUGGACCAUGUCACAAGAAGUAUUAGCUGCUCACAAUUUGACAUCAUUAGACAAAAACUUGGCCUCGCAAUGAACAGUACUUAAUAUUCGGAGAGGAAAAUUUGCCACUGAGCAUACAUACAAAUGGAUUUUAGUUUUGUCCUGAAUUCAACCUGAAAACUGAAUAUCCUGAUUUUUUUUUGUGAAUACACCAGUGUAUGUACAGUAGGCUAUACCACUAGAGAUGCAAUGUCUGCGGGCUGGACCUUGCUGGUUGAGCACCAAUUACGAUUUACAUUGUUUAAGUUAUGUGCUAAUUUAUAUAUAAGACCCAUUCUGAGCAAAGUUAAAAAAGCAAUUCAGCAACCAUUGUGAAUUGUGUGAAAAAUAUUGAGGUCAAAUGGCCCUUCUCAGCAUAAGUGCAUGACUUACAUCCAUAAUGGUUAAUAAAGAGAGCAGGUUAUUGUUUAGUUCAUUAUAACAUGACUCGAAAAGUCACCACUACACAAUUCUUGACGCACUUUAAUGACUUGUUGUGACCUAAGUUAGCAUGUGUCGACUGAAUGUUUACAUGAUUUAUUUUUUUAUCAUUGUGACUCACAAAUGGGAAGUGCCAUAAAAGUGACUGUCAAUCAAAUGAGAGGCUGGUAGUUCAAAGGCGUAGUGAAGAUUUUUUGUUGUUGUUGUCUAUAGUUGUAAAAUACAGUCUUGUACAGAUGUAAAAUCACACAUUAAAAUGCAAAACUCAA
Molecule: messenger RNA, 4212 nt
Organism: Corythoichthys intestinalis (scribbled pipefish)
Lineage: Eukaryota; Metazoa; Chordata; Actinopteri; Syngnathiformes; Syngnathidae
Gene: atg9a
Product: ATG9 autophagy related 9 homolog A (S. cerevisiae)
Exons: 20
Coding region: 512-3070 (852 amino acids)
Biological process (GO): nucleophagy; autophagy of mitochondrion; protein localization to phagophore assembly site
Cellular component (GO): autophagosome; phagophore assembly site
Source: RefSeq, a predicted model, not a curated record